GGCGAGUUAGUUGUUGCCUAGAGCCAAAGCCGAGAACAUCGUUAUCGUACCUGCUUAUCUAAACUAGUGUUUUGCGCAAUUGAUGGUUUCUAAUUGCCCGGGUCCCUUAAGAGUUCGGUACCAAACGUCUGAAUCCGCCGGAGACUGUGGGGCCCUACCUAUUCGAAGAAAGAAGAGGACGACUGGGGCCGAGCUGCUUGAACUCGUUGGGCUGUUUGUGAAUCAAUUCCCAACAAAAAGUGGGGGAGUGUAAUGGACGAGUAUGACGUAAUACAAGAGUACGUACUGCGAUGAGUCAACAUGUAAAACAAGGAGGUUUCACUUUCCACUAUCAACAACAAAAGCAAGCAAGCUGUCAGUUUUUAACUUUUAAGGUAUUAGAGGAACAAUAAAUCACGGAGGAAGGAAAAUGACAGCGGGAGAAUACGAACACCUAAUUUAUGGACUGGAAUUUCAAGCGAGGAGUCUAGCGACGCAGACUGCCCCGCACAAUGUCGACUGUGAUGUCACAAGGUUUAUGAUCGGCACGCAGACGCUCAAGCUGGCAAACAACCAGAUACACAUAAUAGAAAUAGGCGAUGAAGCCAGCAUCACUUCACAACAGGUCUACCCGCAUCCAGUCGGUGAAUUGUGGCAUUUACACUGGUCCGCACAUAAUCCACAGCUGAUUUCAAGUUGCUACAACAUGAUAGAUGAGAAAGAGUCUGCAGUUCAAAAAUGUAGUCUUUGGACGCUGCCAGAAAAGGAGAAUACGCUCGAACUUGUCUCAAACAUAGAUUGCGACGACGAGAUCAGAGUCGCAUUUUUCCACCCUUCGGACAAUGCCAAAUUUCUGACGGUAGCCGAUUCUAAGUUUUUUAUCUGGGAUAUAAGCAAGGACUCGCCACGUGAAGUUUUUUCAAAACCAAUCCAAGGAAAAGGCAGUCAGAAAUUUGCAAAUGGUAAAUGGAACCCGCAGGAAAGUGGUGCCUCUUUGGCUACAUUGCAAGAGACCAUGGUGAAAGGGUGGGAUCUGAGAUCUGCUCGUGAGGCGUGGACAAUUGACCAAGCUCAUUUACAAGCUGUCAGAGAUAUCGACUAUAAUAAGAACAGGCAACAUGUACUCUGUUCAUGCGGGGAUGACGGAUUGGUGAAAAUCUGGGAUUUGAGGGCUUUGACUAACCCACUUUUGACUCUGUCAGGACAUUCACACUGGGCUUGGUGUGUCAGGUAUAACCCGCUGCAUGACGGUCUAAUCCUCAGCUCCGGCUCUGAUGCGUCCGGACGGCUUUGGUGGGCUGCUUCGGUCGCGUCGGACCCUUUGCCGAUUACGGCGAAAAACACAGAUGGGCCUCUGCAGCAAUACACGGCUAUGGAGGAUUCCGUAUAUGCUGCCGAAUGGUCUGGCGCAGACCCUUGGACUUUUGCCCUUCUCUCUUACGACGGGAGGCUACUCAUCCAUAGAGUACCAAAGCAAAUCAAGUUGGAUAUUUUGGUGCAAUCAAAUUAAUCAAAUAUAUUUUUAUUUAUGCAAACAGAAAACCCAAAACACAUUUGUAUAUUCAUGUGUGUAUAAAUAUAUAAUAUCUGACAGACUUAAAAGAAGGAAAAUGUUUCGAGACAAUUUAUUUGAUAAUAAUAUUAAAUGUUUAAAAAAUGUAAAUAAUAUUAUCUAUACUAGUUAAACUUCAAUCCAAACAGAAAGUUUUUAAUUUGUUCCAAGCCCAGUUUGUAACAGCAAAAAAUGAAGGUUAGCCAAUGACAUCACCAAGGCAGAGGGCAAGUUUAAAAAAAAAAACUUCAGUAACCUAACAUUCCUGGUAAAAUAUUAAGCAUCUAAAAAAAUCUAAAUUAUAUUAUCUAUACUAGUUAAACAUCAAUCCAAACAGAAAGUUUUUUAUUUUUUUUGGUCCAAGUUCAGUUUGUGUUAGUAAAAAAUUAAGAUUAGCCAACGGGCGAUGACUUCACCAAUGCAGAGGCAAGUAAUAAAGCAACCUAACAUUCCUGGUAAAAUAUUAAACAUUUAAAGCAAUCUAAAUUAUAUUAUCUAGUUAGACAUUUUGCUGCAAUCAAAUUCAUAAAAUCUAUUUUUAUUUAUGCAAACAGAAAUCCG
This is a messenger RNA of Cimex lectularius (bed bug), 2092 nucleotides long. RefSeq names its product EARP-interacting protein homolog. Gene Ontology annotation, molecular function: protein binding. Gene Ontology annotation, biological process: protein ubiquitination. The coding region runs from base 410 to 1489 and encodes 359 amino acids. The record is from RefSeq and is a predicted model, not a curated record. The transcript has 8 exons. Lineage: Eukaryota; Metazoa; Arthropoda; Insecta; Hemiptera; Cimicidae.